This is a messenger RNA of Arachis ipaensis, 795 nucleotides long. The record is from RefSeq and is a predicted model, not a curated record. NCBI's taxonomy places the organism in Eukaryota, Viridiplantae, Streptophyta, Magnoliopsida, Fabales, Fabaceae.
AUGGAAUUGGAUGCUAUUCUUGCUCAGAACAAGGCCAUGUCACAGCAAAUUAAUACUAUUACUCAACAUUUGAGUGGAAUGCAAGUCUUAGCUGUUAAUACUCAAGAUACUUCCUAUGACAUGAGUGGUGGCUUCCCUCAAGGUGAGAAUUAUGAUUAUGCUCAAUUUCCUCCCGAACAGAGGGAUCAACCUCAGAGGCAGCAGAAUUUCAAUAAUUCUCAGGGUAAUUUUAAUCAGAAUAAUUUCAAUAACCGUCAGUUCCAACUCUCUCAACCACAACAAAAACCGUCUCUCCCUCAGAACACAUCUGACUUGGAAUCUAUAGUUGCAGAACUCUCCAAGAGUACUCAUAGUUUUAUGCAGGAAAUCAGAGCUUCACUCAGAAACUUGGAGAUUCAAGUGGGUCAGUUGAGCAGGAAAUUUAUAGAGAUACAGAUUUUCGUGCAUCAAAGUGGUAAAGUAGCAGGUUCUGAGGCAAAGGUUAGUGAGGAGCCUGUUGAAAAAGAAGCUCCAGAGAAGGACAAGAAUAAGGUGGAGCACAACCCCCUUAGACACCCGGAUAACCCUUUUCUAGUUGAUCUUGAGACACGUUCGGCGUUGCCUAAGGCACCUGAGUACAAGCGUAAGAUGCCAUAUCCUCAAAGGCUUCAGAAGGCCUCCAAAAACAAGCAAUUUUCCAGAUUUUUAGAGAUCUUCAGGAAGCUUCAGAUCAAUAUUCCUUUUGUAGAGGCCCUUGAGGAAAUGCCUCUUUAUGCCAAGUUUAUGAAGGAAUUGUUGAGUAACAAGAGGAACUAG